Kuraishia capsulata CBS 1993 is the source of this 1239-nucleotide messenger RNA. RefSeq lists its product as uncharacterized. Lineage: Eukaryota; Fungi; Ascomycota; Pichiomycetes; Pichiales; Pichiaceae. Gene Ontology annotation, cellular component: SAGA complex. The record is from RefSeq and is a predicted model, not a curated record. The transcript has a single exon. Bases 1 to 1239 code for a protein of 412 amino acids. Gene Ontology annotation, biological process: regulatory ncRNA-mediated heterochromatin formation; regulation of transcription by RNA polymerase II; RITS complex assembly.
AUGUCAAAGAGACCCCCGAGCAUAUCCGAACGAGCCCUUUCCGACGCACUCGGCCCGAGUAUCGACAAAAAGAUCUCGGCACUCGGACACUCCGCGAGCACCGACUCUUCCAAGGUAAAGAUCUGGAAGGACCUCGGCCAGUACCUCGAGACUCUUCAGGGUGUGCCGAGCGAGUCCAACUCUGGUCCUGCCUUUGUGAAGAAUCCGCUGAGCUCGCCUGUUCCAUAUAGGAUUUGCAAUCAUUGUGACCGCCCCUUUCUCGAAACACAUAUGGCCGCCCAUAUUGAAUCUUGCAUGAGGUCGUCUUCAAAUUCUGCAAAUUCGGCUAAAUCCCGAGUCCCCAAAAAGCGGAGGCUCGAAGCUGAAUUUGAAGCCAAAGAAAACACACCUGUCCCACCUGAACAUCCACCUAAAGGCAAGAAAGCCAAGGCCGUCAAAGAAAAGAAGCGGAAGAAGGAGAAGACAAAGCCAUCCUCCAAGGAAAAAGGACCUGUUGAUGUGGAGAAACAGUGUGGUGUUGCCCUACCUAACAAUGGGUUCUGUGCACGUUCGCUAACGUGCAAGACACAUUCGAUGGGUGCCAAACGUGCUGUUCCAGGAAGGUCUGCUCCAUACGACCAGUUGUUGGCUGCGUAUCAGCGGAAAAACCAGGCCAAACUAGUCGCUGGCGCAGCCGCUGCUCAGGCUGCACAGGAGGACAUGCUCCACGCUUCCUCGAUCCCGCUGGACGACGACGAGGAAACCCAACAGGUAUUGGAGGGAGUCAUGAGAUCGUAUCCUCUGCCACUGGAACGCCGCACCAUUAUGCCUGUACGGAGUCGUUCACAGUUUCUGCGAAUGCGUGAGAUGUUUGCAGGAGCAAUUUUGCCGCGAAUUGCCGCGAACCCACUCGGUGGACUCAAUGGAAGAACUGCCGUGGUGGAUGUUGAUAAAGUGGACGACUAUUACUACUUAGUUCGGUCACCCCAGCGUGUACCACACCAGGGUGUUCCACGCCAGCAGGCUGGUCAGGGCCAACCACAACAGUCACAGCAACACCACUCUCCCCUGUCUGGCCAGGAUCUCGCUCAAGCCCGUGCUCAACAACAGGCCCAGGCUUUGAUGAGGGCUCGCGCCCAACAAGCGGGUCUUACUCCUCAAAUGCAGCAACGCGUGAUGAGCAAUCCACAGGUUGCUGCUCAACGUGCUGCCGGAAUUUACAAUACCCAAAACCGAUCCACACAGUUCCCUCAGAGAUAA